AACUGCCAGAGAUCGCAUCCAACAAAUGUAUGAAUCCGUGGGAAUCGGAUGCCCCCUGAGGACGGGAUUCAUCACAGCAUUGUGCCGUGGAAGCCAGGCUAUAUUACGACUCAAGACUUCAAGGGGUGUUAUCAUUGAUAACAACAGGUUAGGGAUAAAUGGAGUAACUGACAUAGACACUCACUCCUGGGUAAAACAUCUGAGUGGCGAUAUUAGGUUCAUUAUCUUUGCUGGUAACACUAAGCCCCUGGACAAUGGACAGCUGCCAGUGGAAGGUCUACACUUUUCAUUAAUACGAGCGACGUUAUCAUACGACCUGGAGACCAACUACCUCGAUAUCACACCAACAGAGGCCACGCAAUUCCCACCCUGUCCACCAGGAGUCACUGCAUGGGACCACUUCUCACAAUGGGCUCAUGGCACAGGCUUCGGCUCAUUAAAAGUAGAUCGUGAUGCUAGGACCCAAUUGCUGGAACUGAUCCAGGCACACAGUUUCAACGAGACAAGUGCAUAUUACAUAGCGCCACUGGAGUCUCGAUUAUAUAUAUUGUGGCACUGGGUGAGUGCUUCCUACACUGUGGAAUUCGGCUUACCACUGGCACUUCCACAAGGCCACCAAUCUGCAAGCGAGACUCUAGGUACCACGAGUCUAAAGCAUAUGCGCAUACCAAGUCAUCGGAUGUUGCUGGACAAAGAAGUCCUGAGGUACCUUACAUCAGAUCGCAUGGUAUUCCCACCGGGUACCGAUAACAUAUCCUAUUCCAGUAUAGAAUCAGACACUGAUACAUCCAGCUACCCAUCGGACAAUGAACUGACUGAUAGCGAGGCUGACAUGGAACAGUUUAAUUGGGAAGUUAUAAAAACAUUUACCGAUGAACUACGUACCAGUAUUGACAACUACGGUUCCGUAGUGCCCUGUGUCAACGGUACGUACCUGGAUGACGCCCUAUGGGUCACUAACUACACUAUAGAAUGCAGUAAUGUGAGGGAACUAUUAAUGCAGCUCAAGUCAUCUACCUAUUGGCAUGAUCGGGCACAGGGCAGUUCCCAUUUGACUCUACUGCCAGGUCGUCACUUCAACAACCACUACCAACUACGAUGCUUCGUGUUGGAACACGAACUAGUUUGUAUCGAACAGCUGUUUGUUCAUGAAAACUUUGAGUUCAUGGCAAAGGAUGCGCAUAGAUUAGUCACACUACUGAAGCAGUUCAGUGUGCCCAUACUCAAUAUAGACACUCCAAACGCUAUAUUCGAUGUAACUAUCUCUCGGGAGCUAACUGACCCUAGAUUGGUGGACAUAUAUCCAUUUGGCGCUGUGGCAGAUGGACUACUACACCUGGAGGACGUUUAUCAUUUUUACUAUACCAGGGUUAAAGAUGGCAUAGAACCUAGUGAUAAAGUAGACAUGGAAAUAAUAGACGGUGUGUUGGUAGUUUUCGUGGGUUGCAACGCCAGCCGCUUAAAGAAGCAUGCUUGGUGCCCCAAGGACGUAGGCAAUCUAAGCUUCAGUACCCCUGAUGACCUGAUUGAUUACCUGCGCUUUCAAACAUCUGAAAGUAGCUAAACUAACAAUUGGAUGUCCAGUGCAAUGGACAUCUAGG
Molecule: messenger RNA, 1601 nt
Organism: Babesia bovis T2Bo
Lineage: Eukaryota; Apicomplexa; Aconoidasida; Piroplasmida; Babesiidae
Exons: 3
Coding region: 26-1564 (512 amino acids)
Cellular component (GO): cytoplasm
Source: RefSeq, a predicted model, not a curated record